UACUCAUCUGUCGCCGCAUGCAGGAUGCCACCUCCCCUGAAGAUUCGAAACGACGGCCCCCCAAAAGUGAGGAGGCUGAGAGGCAUGUGAGAGUCUGCACGUAGUCCUUUUGGGUCUUGGCUUGUCCACCCACAAGAAAGAAGCAGGAGAUGUCCAACAGUGCGUCAGGACAUCUCGUCAGAUAGGACCACCAAAACCACUCUUGACUUUCUUCAUCUACCUUCGCUCUUCUGACUGCACCACCGAGCCUACCGAACACUAGGACACUUUUUAUUUUCUACAGCCACGAUGCAUUUUAUCAGAGGGUCACAUGCAGUCAGUCUUAGAUGCCAUUGGCCGAGCGGUGAACCGCAGGAAAUCCCAGCCCCGACAUGUAGAGAGAGUCAGUCAGCCAUUCACUUUCACACCUACCGGAAAUUUGGCAGUCACCACACCGGCCUUUGGAUUCUCUCAAGAAGCCGCUGGUUUAGACUUGGCCAAAACCAAACUCAUCCUUUAGUUAUUUAACUGUAGCAUACAAGGCAUUUAUUUUAUAUUUCAUGUGUCCAAAUGCUUUUUGAAAAAAGGGGUAGUACAGACAUUUGAGCAUUUUCAUUCUCUUGCUAUCAAAGUCAGCAAAGGCCAGAUUUCCGAAAGUCUGUAAAACAUUAUUGUGAGUGAUUAUCUUGUAGUUUGGGGUGUGUUAAAGUUUGUGCAUUUGUAAUCUGUUCAAUAUUUACAAUGGCAAAUCUUUGUGUGGUGUCAACACCGAGUUGGGCCGAGCCACAGACUCCACGAUUGUGACAUGAAAAAAAGAAUGCCUUUUAUUGUCAUUAAAUACACAUGUACAAUGAGAUUGAAAGCCGCUCCUUCUCUAGUGCAAAUGACUGUCAAGAAAAAAAAAAGAAAUCGGUGCGGUGCCUCCUGAAGUCAAUGACUAUCUCUUUGGUUUUCUGGAACAAAAUGCAACGCUAGAAAUUAGGAAGUGACUUGACAUGCUCACUGUUAGUACUCUUCUUUGUAUUUUCCAUCAGUCUGGAUGCCCAGUGGCACCAUGCUGUCUCCCACAAGUCUGCUUUGAUAGUACGACAAAUUGUUGUAGAUAUUGUUAUGUGUGUGAUGUCCUAUGUUGGUCAACCUUUUUUUUGUCCUGUUCAGCUGCAUGUGUUCUUAUUUGUGGAAGGGGAGACACACACAUCUAGUGAGGACAUGCAACAACUAACCAAUAGGACAAGAUGAGAGAGGACAGAAAAGGGCCAGGCAGGACAGGAUGUGAGAAAUGAGCAAGGCAGUGCUACUGAAGAGUGGUGCUGUGGGAUGCUUUUAUAGUGUCUCAACACCUGUAAGAACCUGAGGCUGCUGCCAUGUUGGUUUUUCCUGUUGCUGAGCUGUCGGCCGUCGCUCUCAGCCCACGACUUUUUCACCUCUAUAGGCCAAAUGACAGAUCUAUUGUUUACCGAGAAGGACCUCGUCACUUCCCUCAAGGACUACAUCCAAGCUGAGGAGGACAAGUUGGAGCGGGUCAAAAAGUGGGCUGAUAAAUUGGAAUCUUUGACGGCCACAGCGACACAAGACCCUGAGGGCUUCCUGGGGCACCCGGUCAAUGCCUUCAAGCUGAUGAAGAGGCUCAACACUGAGUGGGGGGAUCUGGAGAGCCUCGUCCUCAGCGACACCACAGAUGGUUUUAUUUCCAACCUGACCAUCCAGAGGCGGUACUUCCCUACGGAUGAUGAUCAGACUGGUGCGGCCAAAGCUCUCCUCCGUUUGCAAGACACUUACAAUCUGGAUGCCAACACCAUCUCCACAGGAAACCUACCUGGAGUGAAGCACAAGACUCUUAUGACGGCGGAGGACUGUUACGAGCUGGGAAAGAUCGCCUACACUGAUGUUGACUACUACCACACAGAGCUGUGGAUGGCACAGGCCCUGAGGCAGCUGGACGAUGGCGAGGAGUCCACUGUGGAUAAGGUGACCGUGUUGGACUACCUCAGUUAUGCCAUCUACCAGCAAGGGGAGUUGGAGCGUGCCCUGCGGUACACCAAGAUGCUCCUUGCACUCGAUCCAGAACAUCAGCGGGCCAAAGGCAAUGUGAAGUACUUUGAGUUCCAGCUGGAGAAGCAGAAAAAGGACACUGCGACGGAGAAGGAGCCUGAGAAAAAAGAGACACCAGUCAAGAAGACGACAAAGGAGAAGAAGCAGAAGAAGGACAGGAAUACCUUCACUCUGAUGCCUGAGAGGAAGAAGUACGAAAUGCUUUGUCGCGGGGAGGGCAUCAAAAUGACUCCCCGUAAGGAAAGCCGACUUUUCUGCCGUUACUAUGACAGCAAUCGCAACCCCUUCUAUCUGCUGGGACCGGUCAAGCAGCAAGAUGAGUGGGACAGUCCGUACAUCGUCCGCUUCCUCAACAUCAUCUCCGACAAAGAAAUUGAGAAGGUCAAAGAGCUGGCGAAGCCAAGGCUACGCAGGGCCACCAUCUCCAACCCCACCACGGGAGUGCUGGAGACAGCGGCUUACAGAAUCAGUAAAAGCGCUUGGCUCACAGCCUACGAAGAUCCAAUGAUUGAAAGGAUUAACCAGAGGAUCGAGGAUCUCACAGGCUUGGAAAUGGAUACAGCAGAAGAGCUGCAGGUUGCGAACUAUGGUGUUGGUGGUCAGUACGAGCCUCACUUUGACUUUGGAAGGAAAGACGAGCCAGAUGCCUUCAAAGAGCUGGGAACAGGCAACCGCAUAGCAACGUGGCUUUUCUACAUGAGUGACGUGGCAGCAGGCGGCGCCACAGUAUUCCCAGAUGUCGGCGCAUCAAUUAGACCCCAAAAGGGUUCUGCAGUGUUCUGGUACAAUCUCUUUCCCAGUGGGGAGGGCGACUACAGCACACGACAUGCAGCUUGUCCUGUGUUGGUCGGCAACAAAUGGGUAUCCAAUAAAUGGAUUCAUGAACGAGGCCAAGAGUGGCGGCGACCAUGCGGUCUAAAUGAGACUGACUGAAGCAAAAACAACACCCCCCAGGCCCUUCACCUUUUCACCCGGCCCAGAGCACCCUGCCACGGAUCACAGAUGACACAUCAUGGAUGCUUGGGGUCCAAAUGUCUCACUUCCUCCUAGCUCAAACUCCCUUUAUUUCCUCCCAGUCGUAACACUCAGAGCCCAAGAGAUUGUUUUGAAUCAGAACAGUGUUGGUGUUGCUGCAGAUAGACAGAUCCCUGAUUGCCAGAUUGUGCCUUUUUCACUCCCUUGUGUUUAUCAUUGCACUCCGUUUGACCUCCUGUUCUGUGGCUAUGCUUAAGUAGCAGAAAACACUCCCCCCUUCCCUUCACCCCCACCACUCCUGCUGGUUGGCAUUCUUAAAAAGCCUGGCUCAUUCACUCCUUUACACACCUCGCAAGUUUACACUAUUUCAUUGCAGGACAAUUUGCAAAGCGAGUGCCACUAGCUCACAGCACAUUAUACACAAGUUGGUCUUCAGAUAGCAGGGACAGCAUGAAAUAAAGAAUAGUUUGUCAUGUUUGCAAUGAAAAAGCAAUUUUAAGCAUAAUGGCUGUCUUUUAAGCAGCAUGAUGGUUGAGCAGUUAGCACAUCUGCCGCACAGUUCUGAGGUUGGGGGUUUGAAUCUCGGCUUUUGUAUUCCUGUGUGUUGGCAUUUUCUCCCCGUGCUGCUGUUGUUUAUUUUUCCAGGUACUCCCGCUUCCUCCCACAUCCCCGAAAAUAUGCAAUGAAGAUUCUAAAUUGCCCUUAGGUUUCAGGGAAUGGUUGGUUGUCUAUAUACGAAGUGUGUCAGAAAGGUUCCAGUACUGGUGUCACAAAAGAUGUAUUUCAAAUCCUUCAUUGUGGGCCAGACGAUCACCCAGCACAUCUACAAAGAGAUCCUGUGCCCUUUGCCUCACGAUGGCGCGAGCAUCUGACAGUUCCUGGCCGUACGGGAGCAACGCCCCUACUUACCUGGGCUGUCUCUUAAAUUAACAUAUCCAGUUGAAAACACAACCAACAUAAAGUCAAGAGUUUGAUGUCAAAUUCAAAGACGCUCCCAGUAGGUUUUGGUGUUUUGUUUUGCGAGGAAGAAUCAUUUUAUUUAUAUGACCCAAAACAUGUGUUAUUGUUAUGACAGUCGUCAUGUGUUAUAUUUUUUAAAGACAUUAAAAGCUGUUUUUAUGAAGUUGGA
Molecule: messenger RNA, 4135 nt
Organism: Phyllopteryx taeniolatus (common seadragon)
Lineage: Eukaryota; Metazoa; Chordata; Actinopteri; Syngnathiformes; Syngnathidae
Gene: p4ha1b
Product: prolyl 4-hydroxylase, alpha polypeptide I b
Exons: 16
Coding region: 1417-2964 (515 amino acids)
Biological process (GO): peptidyl-proline hydroxylation to 4-hydroxy-L-proline
Cellular component (GO): endoplasmic reticulum
Molecular function (GO): iron ion binding; protein binding; L-ascorbic acid binding
Source: RefSeq, a predicted model, not a curated record